GGAGAAAUAUUUUCAUCCUUGCCCUACCUUAUUUUCUUUUACUCUUUUCAUUUGCCUUUGUUGUUCUCUGAUCUUAUUAUAUAUAUAUAUAUAAUUAAGAGGACUCAAAAUGCGACGACUAUUUCGGUAUAUAACAACAAAGCGAUCACCAAUCCAACAUUACUCUAGGUCAAUAGGACAACAAUAUUAUACCACCACUACACUAACUAAAGAAUCUGGACCUAGUAUGAAUGCCUUGCUGGACAAGAAACUCAUGUCACCUUUAUCACUCUCAGUUAAUCACCAGGAGCAGCAACCCUUAUCUUCUCAACAACGUAAUGGAAGAGCAACUACCAAUGCACUUUCUCAAUUUUAUCGAGGACUUUCUACUCAAAAUCUGGAUCAGCUAUGGCCAUUUUAUUCUACUUUAUACCAACAUCAACUUCAUACUCGACUGACACGCACUAAUUAUCGACGAUUAAUUCAACUAGCAGCAAGAGAACCCAAAACACAAAAGAAUCUUCAUCGAUUACUAGCGUUGAUGGAGGAUAUGCAACAAUUAGGAUUCUCUUUAAGGUUAUCGGAUUAUAAUAUUGUCAUGUCUUGGAUAGGUGGUGCCACUGUGCCUGAACAACGAGGACGACAUUUGACUGAAGCUUUGGAAUGGAUGAUGUCAAUGGAAAAACAACAAAGCCCAACUAUAUCGCCUUCUGUUGUCACCUUUAAUACCUUGAUUCAUGUCGCAUCUCAAGCCAAUGAUAUUGUUACAGCACAACGUUUAUACAAUUCCAUGUUAGCCAAAGGAAUCCAAGCCGAUGCUUAUACUUAUACCACUCUUCUUCAUAGUAUGGCCACUAUGGGCGAUGUACAGGGUGUACAAGAGAUGAUGACAAGAUUGGAAAACAAGGGCCUUGGUGGUUUACUUAAUCGUACCGUGACCUGGAACGUUUUAUUAGAUUGUUACUAUGGCUUCUCUUCCUCUAAUGAUUGUAUGGGUGAACAAGAUGAUUCAUUUGAUUAUCAAUCCAAAGCUGAUCAUAUGUUCCAAUCGAUGCAACACAAUAGGAAGGAUGGUUUGCAUAUGGCGCCUGCAGCAGACACAGCGACUUUUCAGAUUUAUAUUGAUUAUUUAUUACGACAGAAUCGACAAACGGAAGCUAUACAAACGUUAUUGAUCACCAUGUUACAACAAUACCAAGUGAAACCUACCAUUACUGUUUAUGAUCAAUUGUUUGCUUCCUUUAUGAACAAGUCGGCUUUGAAUUUGACGAAUGAUGGAGAACGUUCAUCUUCUUCUCAACUGCGUCAGUUAUAUCAAUCCAUGCAAGAACAAACUUAUCUACGACCUACCUCACGUACUCUGUAUACCCUUAUCAAUGCUUUGUUGGAUCAUGACGACACUACUUUUGCUCUAGAAACAUUUGUCUCUUUGUGUCAGCAAGAAAAUUUGUCCCCAUGUCAGGAAUUAUUAGAUCGGUUACAAGGCAUUCUUCAAGAUAACCAAGAUUUACCAACAACUCCACAAUUGUAUACACAACCUUCUUUGGAAAUAGAAGACAAGUUUUUUAAUGAUAGAUAGAUAGAUAGAUAGACAGAUACCGACUUUUAAUACAUAUAAUAAAGAUCAAUCACAUGCUUGUUCUUGACUUUUUG
Messenger RNA from Halteromyces radiatus, 1632 nucleotides. RefSeq lists its product as uncharacterized. The transcript is spliced from 2 exons. NCBI's taxonomy places the organism in Eukaryota, Fungi, Mucoromycota, Mucoromycetes, Mucorales, Cunninghamellaceae. The record is from RefSeq and is a predicted model, not a curated record. The coding region runs from base 110 to 1558 and encodes 482 amino acids. Gene Ontology annotation, molecular function: protein binding.